CCCGGGCACCAAAUCGCUCGAGCGACGCAGGGGCAAGGGAUAGAGCCGCUAACCCAUGUGUACCCCGAUGCUUUAUAUUGUACACAUCAAGAAAUAGUGCUGACAGGAUUUGCUAUAUUUGUUCCAGAGGAGUUAUAUUAAUCAUCACUGACAUCGACUACCAUGGCUUCAGCGGGGAAAAAUGACGAAAACGACGAAAGUAUGGAUGUCGGAGAAGAGACCGGUGAAGAUGAGCGGUAUUCAACUCCGCAAAAUGUCUCUCCUUCACCGUAUUCCCCACCUGAACAGGAGGGGGCUGAGUCUAGAUUGGGUACUUCCUAUGAUGACGUAGCAGACAGUCCAGUACCGGAGAAGAAGAGUAAAAAGAGACGAUCCAAAGAUCCUGCGGAGAAGAAACAGAAGCGUAAGAAGAAGAAGAAGAAAUAUGAUGACGAUGAAGAGAUGGGAUUUGAUGAUGAUGUUAGCGAGGACUACAUAUCACCACCCAAGAAACAAAAGAAGCCAAAAUCCACACCUUCAACUACGCCAAAGGAAAAGAAGAGCCCUUCAGAUAUUAUUGCAGAUGAUCUGGGUAUCAAUAACAUUGACAUUGAAUAUGACGAUGAUGACUUCACUACCCUGAAUAACUACAAGCUGUUCAAGCAGCACGUUCAGCCUCUUAUACAGAAGGCAAACCCCAAGGUGCCCAUGGCAAAGAUGGUUACACUGAUAGGGGCCAAGUGGAGGGAGUUUGCUCAACUGGUAGCAGCUCGAAACAAAACACGGGAUACAGUGGGGAGUACAAGUGCAGCUCCAAAGGAGAAAGUAGCAGAACCCGUAAAGGAGAAAGAGGACAGAGAAGAGUCGGAUAGAGAGGAUAAUGCAGACGAUUCUCUGAGGGAUAAUGGCGACGAGGAUACAGAACCUCAGGAUGAGGCACCAAUAGAGGAGAAGCCAAGAAAGAAAUCUAAGUCAAAGAAAACAGUUGCUCCCCUCAAGAUAAAAAUCAACAAGAAAAAGAAAAAAGUGAAGAAGAGUGCUUCAGAUGAAGAUGCAGCCUUCAACACAAGUGACGAGGAGUUUGAGCGUCAGCUGGAAGAGGCUUCCUUGUUGCAGGAGGCGGUCAAGGAGGCAGAGCCAGUACCAAGGCGAAAACCGAAGACCAAGAAGGGGCGCGGCAGGGGUAGUAGGAAGAAGACCAAGACUACCAACAAAUUUCCCAAUGAUCCAGAUGCAGAAGGCUACGAGACUGACCACCAGGAUUACUGUGAGGUUUGCCAGCAGGGAGGGGAGAUAAUCCUGUGUGACACAUGUCCUCGAGCCUACCAUCUUGUCUGUCUGGAUCCAGAAUUAGAGCAAGCACCUGAAGGGAAAUGGAGCUGUCCUCAUUGUGAGGGUGAAGGGAUAAAGGAACAGGAGGAGGAUGAGCACAUGGAGUUUUGUCGUGUGUGUAAGGACGGGGGCGAGCUACUCUGCUGCGACCAGUGUCCAUCUGCCUACCACAUGCACUGUGUGAACCCACAUGUCAAGGACAUUCCUGACGGUGACUGGCUGUGUCCUAGAUGUUCUGCUCAGCCCUUGGCGGGUCAUGUGGAGAAAGUACUGACCUGGCGCUGGACUGAACCGCCCGAGCAGGAGGACAAACUAGACGAGCUAGAUCACACCCAUGCUCAUCCUCCAUCCAAAAAGGCAAACAUCAAGCCAACCCGGGAAUUCUUUGUCAAGUUCCGCAAUUUAAGUUACUGGCAUUGUGAUUGGAUCAGCGAGUUGAGGGUUGAUGUGUACCACCCUGCUAUGUAUCGACACUACAUUCGCAAGAAUGACAUGGACGAGCCCCCACCGCUGGAAGAUGGCAGCAGUUAUGGCAUGAAGGAUUAUCACAAGAUCAAGGGCAAAAGGGGUUCAGAUUAUAACAAGGAGAAGGAUGAUGGCGAAAAUCUGGAGGAGCGCUUCUACAAAUAUGGCGUCCGCCCGGAAUGGCUCGAGGUCCACCGAAUCAUUAACCACAAAACAUCCAAGGAUAAUACAUGGUACCUGGUCAAAUGGUCUGACCUUCCAUAUGAUCAAGCCACCUGGGAAAGUGAAGACAGCGGUGUUGCAAACCUCCGCAAAUACAUUGAUGAAUACGAGGUCCUCAGAGCUAUGAUGUUUGGGAAUGGAGACAAGAAAGGACCAGGGAAAAAGAAGAAGAAGAGGGACAAAGAAAUCGACAUAUCGGACAAAAUGCCCCCUAGUUUCCCUACUGCAGAUUUACGGAAGAAACUGGACAGGGAUCCCCCGUACAUCGUCUCCACGGGAGGUGCUCUCCAUCCCUACCAGCUGGAGGGCCUGAACUGGUUACGGUACUCAUGGGUGAACGGUACGGAUACCAUCCUCGCUGAUGAGAUGGGACUUGGAAAAACAAUUCAGACCAUCGCUUUUCUAUCUUCUCUUUACAAAGAGGGACAUUCCAAAGGGCCAUUCCUUGUGAGCGCCCCACUAUCUACCAUUAUCAACUGGGAGCGUGAGUUUGAGUUUUGGGCCCCAGACCUGUAUGUGGUGACCUACGUGGGAGAUAAGGACUGUCGUGCAGUCAUCAGGGAGCAUGAGUUUUCAUUUGAAGAAGGGGCCAUACGCGGGGGAGCAAAGGCGUGUAAGAUGAGGCAGGAUGUGCCCGUGAAAUUCCAUGUGUUACUGACUUCUUACGAAUUAAUCAGUAUUGACAAUGCCACGCUGGGUUCUGUAGACUGGGCAGUACUGGUUGUGGAUGAAGCUCACAGACUUAAAAACAACCAGUCAAAGUUUUUCCGUGUGCUGAGUAAUUACAAAAUUGCCUACAAGUUGCUGUUGACGGGAACACCACUCCAGAACAACCUUGAGGAGCUUUUCCAUCUGUUGAACUUUCUUAGUUCGGAAAACUUCAACCAGCUACAGAGUUUCCUGGAUGAAUUUGCUGACAUAGCGAAGGAGGAGCAGGUUAAACGUCUUCAUGACAUGCUUGGGCCGCAUUUGCUGCGACGACUGAAAGCGGAUGUCCUGAAGGGCAUGCCUACCAAGAGCGAGUUUAUCGUCCGAGUCGAGCUGAGCCCAAUGCAAAAGAAAUAUUACAAGUACAUUCUGACGAGGAAUUUUGAUGCUCUUAACUUGAGAGGGGGUAGCCAGGUGUCGCUGCUGAACAUCAUGAUGGAUCUGAAGAAAUGUUGCAACCAUCCCUAUCUUUUCCCUACAGCAGCAAAUGAAGCACCGAAAAUUGCUAAUGGAAUGUUCGAGGGAAAUGCACUGAUAAAGGCAUGUGGCAAGCUGGACCUGCUCGCAAAGAUGAUGAGAAAUUUGAACAAAAAUGGACAUAGGGUCUUAAUAUUCUCACAGAUGACAAAAAUGUUGGACAUUCUUGAAGAUUUCCUUGAACACGAGGGCUACAAGUACGAAAGGAUUGAUGGCGGCAUCACUGGUGCAUUGCGUCAGGACGCCAUCGAUAGAUUUAAUGCUCCAAAUGCACCUCAAUUCUGUUUCCUGCUGUCGACACGUGCUGGGGGUCUUGGAAUUAAUUUGGCCACCGCUGAUACUGUUGUCAUAUAUGAUUCUGACUGGAACCCACACAACGACAUUCAGGCAUUUAGUCGUGCCCACAGGAUUGGGCAGGCAAACCGUGUGUUGAUCUACCGGUUCGUGACUCGAGGGUCUGUAGAGGAGAGAAUUACCCAGGUGGCAAAGAAGAAGAUGAUGUUGACUCACUUGGUGGUGCGACCUGGACUUGGUAACAAAGGCGGCGCCAUGUCGCGCCAGGAAAUGGACGACAUCCUCAAGUUUGGCACAGAGAAGCUAUUUAAGGAUGAAGAAGAUGGUAAACAGCUUCUGGCGGGUAAAGCAGAGGACGAGCAAAGGAUCGUGUACGAUGACUCGGCCAUAGAACAGCUGCUGGAUCGGACCCAGGAGGGUCAAGAGGAGAAGGCUAUGGCCAUGAAUGAGUACCUCAGCUCCUUCAAGGUCGCUACUUACUCCAUGAAGGAAGGUGAAGAGGAGGAGGAGCCAGAGACGGAGGUUCUAAAACAGGAGGCGGAGCAUGCAGACCCAGCUUACUGGGAGAAGUUGCUGCGCCACCACUACGAACAGCAGCAGGAGGAUCUGGCCAGGACUCUCGGCAAGGGAAAGCGUGUGCGUAAACAGGUCAACUACAACGAUGCCAUGACGGGCCAGGAUGAUGCCUGGAAAGAUAACCUGUCCGACUUUGACUCAGACUUCAGUGGGCCAGGCGGUGGUGAGAAUGAAGAUGAAGAUGAUGAUGAUUUUGAAGAUAAGGAGAGUGCAUCCAAGAGUCGUCGGAGGGAGAGGAAUGACCGGGAUCGCCCACUACCACCAUUGUUGGCCAGGGUUAACGGUCAAAUUGAGGUGCUUGGAUUCAAUGCCAGACAGAGGAAGGCCUUCCUGAAUGCUGUAAUGAGAUACGGCAUGCCACCACAGGAUGCAUUUAAUUCACAGUGGUUGGUGAGGGAUCUGAGGAACAAGUCCGAGAAGGUAUUUAAGGCCUAUGUCUCAUUGUUUAUGCGCCAUCUGUGUGAACCAGGAGCAGAUAAUGCAGAGACAUUUGCGGAUGGUGUUCCACGGGAGGGGUUGUCACGACAACAUGUUCUCACUCGAAUCGGCAUCAUGUCUUUAGUCAGAAAGAAGGUACAAGAAUUUGAGCAAAUAAAUGGGGUCCACAGUAUGCCAUACUUGAAGGCAACAGAUGCACUGGAAAAGGUAAAGUCUGCAGAAGCUAUGGAGAAGAUUAAGGCCACAGAAGAAAAGCUCAAGGCCGCUGAUGCCGUAGAGAAGGUAAAGACAGAGGAUGAAAAGGCAGUGUCACCAACCCCGGGGGCCAAAGACAAAGAAGAGGAACCAAAGGAAACAAACUUGGAUGUGAAAAGUGAAGACACCAGCGCUGCUAAGGAGGAAUCAACAGAUAAAGAAGCAAGUGAGGGAGAGAAGAAAGAAAACGAAAAGAGUGAGGAGGAAGAAGCAGUAAACAAAGAGGAGGAAAAGAAAGGAGAAGACGAAAAGGAGAAAGAUGAAUGUGAGGAAAAGAAAGAUGCGGAAUCAUCAGAGGCUUCCAAGCCAGAGACAGAAGAGGAAAAGAAAGAAGAAGCUAUGGAGACGGAUGAAAAAGAUGUAAAGAAAGAAGAAGCAAUGGAAACAGAAGAAAAGAAAGAUGAAGAGAAGAAGGUUGAGGAGGACGAUAAGGCAGAGGAGAAGAAAAGUGAAGAAGAAAAGGAGGAGAAGAAAGAAGAGUCUUCAGAGACAAAAUCCACAGAACUCAAGGAAGAGGCAAAGGAUGGAGAUGAGGUCAAGAAGGAGGAAGAAGUGACCAAAGAAUCCAAGGAAGAUGUUAAACCAGUGAAGAAGGAAGAAAAACCAGAGGAGAAACCAGAGACCAAGAAAGAGAAGCCAACUGAAGCAGAAAUCAAGAAAGAGGAAACGAACCAGAAGUUCAUGUUCAACAUCGCAGAUGGAGGAUUUACUGAGCUGCAUACCUUAUGGACCAAUGAGCAGAGAGCCUUGACUUUCGGGCGUGAGCAUGAGGUCUGGCACCGUCGCCACGACUACUGGCUUCUGGCUGGCAUUGUCACUCAUGGAUAUGGGCGUUGGCAGGAUAUCCAGAAUGACCCACGAUUCCAGAUUGUUAAUGAGCCAUUCCUAAGUGAGCAAGGCAAAGGCAAUUUUUUGGAAAUCAAGAACAAGUUCCUGGCUCGCAGGUUCAAGCUGCUGGAGCAGGGACUGGUGAUUGAGGAGCAGUUGCGACGUGCAGCGUACCUCAACCUGACUCAGGAUCCUAGCCACCCAGCAAUGGCGCUCAACACACGCUUCGCUGAGCUCGAAUGUCUGGCUGAGAGCCACCAACAUUUAUCUAAAGAAUCUCUGGCUGGCAAUAAGCCUGCCAAUGCAGUUCUCCAUAAAGUGCUAAACCAGCUUGAAGAGUUACUAAGCGACAUGAAGCAGGAUGUGAGCCGUCUACCAGCAACUCUGGCAAGGAUACCGCCAGUUAGCCAGCGAUUGGCUAUGUCUGAGCGCAGCAUUCUUAGUCGAUUGGUCAAUCCUGGUUCCCAGGCGACAUCAGCCUCUGGUAGCGGAGGAGGAUCUGCCCCAGUAGUGGCUGCCAGCCCUAUUGCUACGCCAACAGGAACAUCUUCACCGGCCGCUAUGCCGAAUGUGUCCCAGGCUUCAUUCCUGGGUGUUCCAGCAUCUCUAGCUGGCGCCUACGCCAACUUUCCACAGGGAUUCCGGCCACAGUUCGGUCUAGCUCAGUCUCCAUUUGCUCCAGGGCCACUAGGAUUUCCACUGCUCCCCAACCUUCCGGGGCAGCAUGAUUUAAGCACAACAAUGUCGGCCAUCUUGAGUCAGAGCGGACAGAUACCAGUGACCCUAACACAGAGCCUCAAACAGCUACAGUCGGGCCCACUACCUAGUCCCUCGCAUCGCUCACCUGCUUCUACGCCUGCAAGCCAAAGUAAAGUCACAGAUUUAUCCCAGAAGUCCGAUGGUAAAGGAGGAACCGAAGCAGGAGCAAAGGUCAACGGAAAAGCAGUUAUAUGUAUUGACGAGUGACCAGUCUUCAUCGCUCCAGUUUUCAUUGUAAUAUAACGGACAAUUUGUGUUCUUCUGUAAACCAGUGGGAAUGUGAAGCAUUAGUAUGUGUGCAGUUGUGUGCUGUUGUAAGCACUGGUGAAGUAAAUGUAUCUACAAGCCAUAUGUAUAUGUCUCAUAGUCACUUAACUCCAUUCAACCCUGAACACACAUUUGAACUCUUCCAAUUCAAAGGUUGGAAUAGUUCAUUAUGGAAUUUCAGGGGUGAAUGAGUUAAUCAUCCAUCAUCAGCUUUUAAAGCAACUGAACUUUACUUUCUGUAGCAUACAUCUAUUUCAUGCGAGAUUUUAAAAUGGCAACCAUCUAAUCCUCAUUUUGUAUUAUUACAAAACAUAAUAUAAAACCAAUUGUAAAUUGUAACUGACUGGAUUUUGUACAGGAGGGAGCACCCAUCAGACCAUGUUGAUGAUGUUAGCUGGUGCAGUUAGAGUAAGAAUGUGUUAGUGUGUGUUGUGACUAGUAAGAAUGUGUUAGUGUGUGUUGUGACUAGUAAGAAUGUGUUAGUGUGUGUUGUGACUAGUAAGAAUGUGUUAGUGUGUGUUGUGACUAGUAAGAAUGUGUUAGUGUGUGUUGUGACUAGUAAGAAUGUGUUAGUGUGUGUUGUGACUAGUAAGAAUGUGUUAGUGUGUGUUGUGACUAGUAAGAAUGUGUUAGUGUGUGUUGUGACUAGUAAGAAUGUGUUAGUGUGUGUUGUGACUAGUAAGAAUGUGUUAGUGUGUGUUGUGACUAGUAAGAAUGUGUUAGUGUGUGUUGUGACUAAGUUAAUGUAAUAUUACAUAGUAUCACUUCCCGUGACAGGGGAGGUAAUCAGAUUAUCAAACCAACUUGCAAAGUAUCAUGAAAUAGUCCCUGUGAAUUUACUUUGACGGUUUUGUUCAUGAUUUUGGUAAAAUAUUCUUAUAGCAAAUACAUAAACUAUAUACUAGUACUUAUACGACUCGUUUACAAAUUACCAUCAAGGUGUAGUUGUUCCAAGUCUGAUAGGCUACAAUGAAACACCAAAUUUUAAUCUAGUGUGUUUUCAAAAACAUUGAAAUGUCAAAACUAUAAUUAUUUAUAUUUUAAGUUUCAAAAUUAUCAUGUCAAGACAAGGGAGGAACACAUGAGGAUUUGUUGUAAAUUUUCAAUUUUUCAGAAAAAAAAUAAAAAAUAUCAAAUGGUUUAUAAAUGUUGAGCCACGAAAGAAAAUACAAGUGAAUGUUUUGUGUUACAUAGUAACUUGAUAAAUUAAUUAAAUAUUGCAAAACUAUUGACAGAAUUUUAUAAAGAAUUACUUAAUUUUAUACUAUUUUAACACGUUUACCCUUGACUGGUGAACUGAUGUAAAUGUCUUGGUGCCAUAUGCACCAAAAAAAAUAAUGUUUUUAUUUGAAAUGGAAAUACUGACAACAUUUAUGAUGUCAGCCAGAGUUGGUGGUGUUUUAGUUUCAAUUUGAUAACAAAAAAAGCAUUGGAGCUGUUUUAAUUUUUAGCAAUCCAAUGGGUUGAGCGGGUUGGACCAGAGUUUUUCGUUUAUGAAGUAAGGUUUGACCUAGUAAUCUGAUGCUGCUUUCAGAUGAGCCUUGACAAAGUCUUGCAAGGCCUGUAUAAACAUUUGCAGGUCCGCCAGGAUGUAUACCUGCAAAUGUUACAUUUAUAAACAGACAAAUUGGUUUAUUCGUUUAACCGGAUACGUGGAAGGGGCCUAUGUUCACAGUCAGUUUAAAUCUUGUUUGAAGACUGAUGACUUAUUUGCUCCUAAAUAGUUAAAGAAGACACUGAUUCAGUGAUCAGAUCUAGUAUAUGAUUGUCUGUUGUUGAGGGACAUGCAUGUUGUGUAUAGAUAUGCUGUAUAUAUGUAGUGUUAAAUGGUAUCCUACUAUUGUUUUAUUGUCACACCUAGAAUAUAAGUGAUGUAUUGAUUUUCGUUUGAAUACUUAAGGGUCUGUUGAACAGUCCCGAGAUGAUGUCGUGUUUGUUGGAGCUGAUGAAGUUGGUGGUAAUUUGACCUAUAUCAUUGUUUCAUGUAAUUGUUAGCAACACGUCACCAGUGUUGUCAAGUCAUUCAGAUAUUUAUUCAUAAAUGUUGUUAAUAUGUAUUGAAAUAAAUAUCACUGCUUUACAAUGAAAGACGAUGACUUGCUGGCAGCAUUGUCAUCAAUGGUAUAAAUGAAAUAAAAAUAGAAUAAUGUUUAUAAACUUGAUUGUGACACUAGUUUGCUAUUGUUUCACACUUAUUGUGCAUAAUUAAUUUUCACAGAAAAAAAACGAUGGAACACUCCAUUAACUUACCUUAAUUUAUUGUGAAGGAUCUGUUGGCUGAGGCUCAGUUUAUUGUGAAGGAUCUGUUGGCUGAGGCUCAGUUCACUGUAAAUGGUUGCUGGUGCUGAACUGAUUUCAGAGGUUUUUAUUAAUAAAACAUAUGCAAAGGCUGGGAGCAGGACUUUCAAAAAUGAAUGAUUUUGUGACAUUUCUGCAUCUCAUCAGCAUCUCAUCAGCAUCAUAUUUGAUUGAAUUGGUAGAAGUAAUUUUAGACAGGUCUGACUUGAACGAUCAUGCCUAAUAAUAUUAGGCUUGCUUGAAAAUGUUAUUCUAGGGAUAAAUUCAGUAUGUCCUUUAUGUCCUUUUUCUAAUUUAUUGACUAUAUAGAUGAUGUUUGGAGGUAUAAAUUAACAUCAUCUGGGAUUAAGGACACAGACACGAUGUCUGGAAGUCAGGGCAACAUCGUUCCAUUUUCAAGGUCAUGCAUAUGUCAGUACUGUUUAUGAUUGUACAUUAUUUUUGUUGUUGCAGCCAUAUAAAUAGGCUUGGCAGCCAUGGAUAACUAAUGAUAUGUUACCAUGUGUACAUUGUCCUUAGUAACCAGUCUUUGGCCACGUUACCAUGGUUACAAUACUAAUAAAGAGAGAAAUGUUAA
Molecule: messenger RNA, 9475 nt
Organism: Mizuhopecten yessoensis (Yesso scallop)
Lineage: Eukaryota; Metazoa; Mollusca; Bivalvia; Pectinida; Pectinidae
Product: chromodomain-helicase-DNA-binding protein 5-like
Exons: 39
Coding region: 163-6540 (2125 amino acids)
Biological process (GO): negative regulation of transcription by RNA polymerase II; chromatin remodeling
Cellular component (GO): chromatin; nucleus
Molecular function (GO): ATP-dependent chromatin remodeler activity; ATP binding; chromatin binding
Source: RefSeq, a predicted model, not a curated record